AUGCCGGACACCGGCCCUGAAGCCUCGGUGGCUUUUGCAGAUUGGCUGUAUGAAGUGGAACAGGCCAUUGGCAGCUUGUCAGAUAAGGCCUCGACAUGGUUUGCCGCUUGCCUGGAGGUGGCCCAACGGGCUUACGCAGAGUACUCGCUGGCAUCUCCUCUGAACAGACUGGCUAUGAAACCUGUCAUUCCUGACACUUUGAGGGAUGAAAAAUGGGCCAGACUUGAGAGGCGAGUGAUGACGCUUCUUCUUGGAGCCAUGAGGAGACCAGCGAAGGAAGAUGCAAUUACGCAUCGCAUCUUGGACGUUCCCUCGCUGCUGUUCAGACUUCAUGUUCUUUACCAGCCUGGCGGAGUUUCAGAGAGAGCAGCGGUCUUGAAACACCUUGCAGGUAGCUUUCCGGAGGUCAAGUUCUGGGUGGACCUUACCAAGAAUGAGCUCCAGCUUCAAGGUCGGCCGACUCUGGAAGCAGUACUCCGUUUUUACACCCACGUCUUAGCAGAGCUUCAGAUGAUUGCACCAGACAUUCUUGCGCCAUCUUGCUACACCCUGUCCCUGGAUGUGUGUGGACCGUUCCGGAAGAAAGGGGAAUAUGGUGGCUCUAAAGGCUUCAGGUAUGCUCUGGUUGGAACGUACCUGAUGCCCAAACUUGAUGGCUACAAGGAUGUCCCAAUUCCCGAGAAUCCAGAUCUGGAACCUGAAGAAGCCUUCCCUGAAGAAGACUUCCUUGACGAGCAUGGGCCUCCUGAUCCUCCUAUAGAUCUUCAGGACCAAGCUGACAUUGACAAGUCCAACGAGAGGUUCCAGGCCUUGUAUAAGGAGAUUGGCGACACCAUGGAGUACCAAACCCUCCACGAUGCAAUCCCCCUUAAGUCCCGGUUGACUCCGGAAAUUGAGCAGGCAGUCAAGCAGAUCUACCUCCAGAUACGUUCUGAAGGGCUUCCCGUCACUCGUGUUCAUUCUGAUCGUGCGCGAGAGCUAAGAGGGUUCAAGGGUGUGGUGCCUUUUGGAUCCCCAGUGUUGGUUAAGAGCAAGGUGUACGGGACUGGCGGCAAGUUCGAUCUUGAUGAACGAUGGCCCAACGCGGAGGAUCCGGAUGCUUUCGUACCGUUGGCCCCAGUGGAGGCUACCUUUCCUGUUGUUCCUGAAGAAGACCUCCCAGAUCCCCCUGAAGUUCCCUUAGACCAUGAAGAUCCAUCAGGGCGUGACGGAGGGCAUAUGGAUGCGGCUGGAGUGUGGACAGAUGAGGAGGCACCUAUGGUGGGGUUCUUCGGAAAGGGUUUCCCGCAGAUCAUGAUGUAUAAGGUAUCAGGAGACCUUUUAGAUCCCGCUGAAGUUCCAUUAGACCAUGAAGAUCCAUCAGGGCGUGACGCGGGCUGUGUGGCUGUUAGAGCCUUAAAGCCAUUGACAGAACCGGAGCGCAGGGCGGAGGAGUUAGCAGAAUCGUAUCUCAAGGCCGGGGUCAUGGGCACCGUUUUGGUUUUGCAGCUGGUCAAGACCCUUGAAGAGGCGCAGCAGAUCUUCUCAAGGGCAUCGCGUCGACGGCCACUGGGUAAGGCAACGAGCUGGGCGACUGGAGCGUUUACUCAUGGGGGUGUCUCUGGACUCCGUGAUGGAGCAAAGCGUUUGCCCAAUGUCACAAAGUUCCUGGCUAAGUUUGCGCGAGAGGUCAUGGGAGUUGAGCAGUUUGCCUCAGUGGCUCUUCAGAGAAAUGGUGGAGGGCGAGCUCAUCGUGACUUUCAUAAUCGUCCAGGUUCACGAAACUGGCUGUGUCCUUUGACUUCCUUUCAAGAUGGUGGGUUGUGGACAGAGCUUGAGGAUGAAGAGGCUUCAAAGUUCGAGGGCGACACGGUGUCUAAGGAGGUCAAGCCGGGUGUGGAGAUCAAGGGCAAGAUCAUUAAAACGGAGAAGGGCAAGACUUUCUCUUUUGAUCCCAUGAAAUGGCAUGAAGUUCAGCCCCAUCAUGGAGAAAGGGUCAUGAUGAUUGCGCACACACCUAGGCUCUCGAACCUGAGCGAGAAGGAGUUUGAGCACCUCAAGGACUUGGGCUUUCUUCCUUUUGGCAAAGAAGAGAACGACGUCAAACAAGGCGAAGACAAGUAUGGGCUGCUUCUUGAGGAGGAGAAGCUGUUGGCGGAAGACUUGCGGCAGGCUGGCAGCUUGGUUGAGGAGGAGGCCGAGCGAGUGCAAAAUUGCAUCACCCAGAUGUGUGAAAGGGCGGCCCAGAGAUUGUCUGCAUGUGAUCGUGCGGUGCUGAAGGUGUGCCUGAAGGCUGCAGUCGAAUCCAAUGAGCCUGACUAUGAGCGGCUUCUCGAGCUCCUGGAGGGGGACCUUCAAGUCGUGCAUACAGUUCCAUUGCAGCAAGUCAGGCCUGUGGUGAACAGAUGGCAUGCUGCUAUAUGCAAGGAGCUGAACAAUCUGAUCAGGGGUGGAACCUUGGAGGAGAUAAGUCGAGAAGAGGCUAGACGUCUCGAACGGCAAGGAGUCCUCAGACUUGUACCGAGCAAGGGCGUAUAUACCCUGAAACCUCCUGGCGGCGAAGACAAAAAAUACAAGCGGAAGUUCCGCUUAGUAUUGCGCGGCAACUUUGCCGCGCCCGAAGAACAGUUCGGCUCGUUGUAUGCUGGGGGUGCCUCAGCUGAAGCGUUCAGGACGGUUUUGGUGGUGGCAGCCCAGAGAAAGUGGCAGGGUGCCACGGCUGACAUUACUGGGGCAUUCCUUCUCGCGCCUUGGCCCGAGCACUUACACCGCUACGCGGUAGUACCGCCAAGACUCCUCAUCGAAAACAACUACAUUUCUGAAGAAGCUUACUGGCUUGUUCGGAGGCCGUUGUACGGCCUUCGUGAGUCACCUGCCAUCUGGGCGGCCUACCGCUCUAGGAGGCUUUCGCAGGCCCGCAUUCAGUACAAGGACAAGCAUUUGGUCCUAAGAGCGUCGAAAGUUGACCCAGAGCUUUGGCUCAUUGCCUUCGAGGACGAGGAGAGUUUGGUGGGAUGUAUCAUUACUUAUGUAGAUGAUUUGUUCUACCUCUCAGAGAGCGAGAUCGUCGCUACGGUCCAUGCUUGGGUUGUUGAGGAGUGGCCAUGUAGUGCUCUAGAAUGGGCCUCUUCUCCUGGUGGCACACGAUAUCUUGGCAUGGAGGUUUUUCAAAGAUCUUCUGGAGCCUUCGAGAUUCACCAGAGAGAGUAUAUCCUUGACCUCCUUCGCUCGCAUGGCAUGCAAGAUGCUCCUGGAACUCUUCUCCCUUGUCCAAAGGAAUGGGUUGCCGACGAUAUCUCAGGAGACCCUGAGGAUUUUAGUGAGUCAGAGCUUCGUUUUGGCCAGCGUAUGGUUGGAGAGCAGUUGUGGCUGACUAUGAGGCGUCGUCCGGAUCUUCAGUUUGUGGUUGUGCACAUGGCCCAAUGGGUAGCGAAACAUCCAAGGAGGGUGACUCGCAUUGCCAAACGCGUGCUUUCCUACUUAGUGUCGACCUUGAACCUCAAGCUUGUUCUUGGAGAAGGGCAUGUCAGCAGCAGCAGCAGCAGCAGCAGCAGCAGCGCACCAGCAACAGCAGUUGAUACAGCAGAGGUUGUUUUAGUAGGUUAUAGUGAUUCCAGCUUUGCUCCUUAUGGUGAAAGGUCGUAUGGUGCCUCUGUGGUAACUGUGAACGGUGGGCCAGUUGCUUGGAAGGCUGGUAAGCAGGCGAUGACAACCCUUUCGACAAUGGAAAGCGAGUUGCUUGAGGCAACUAAUGCUGCUACUCUCCUGGAGUGUAUUGGCUGCCUUGUAGAUGAGAUUUGCGGAAGGCGGAUUCCCCGUCAGCUGCGCGUAGACAACAGUGCAGCAACGGCCAUGCUUUGUGGUGGAGCUGGGUCUUGGAGAACCAGACACUUGCGUGUACGUUGUUCUUUCAUUCGUGAACAGGUUCAACGCGGCCUGCUGGAAGUGAGUCAUGUGGAAGGACGCAGUCAGUUGGCUGAUUUGUCUACAAGAAUGCAUCCCAGAGUACGCCUUCUUGAUCUUCUGCAGCAGUGGGGUUUUGAGGGUUUCUCAGAAAACAUGGUUCAGCUCCAAGCGCUACAUGUGGUUGUGCUCAGCUGUAUGGUGUUGGCUCUGGAUCGACUUCCAGGUGCAGAAGCGGCAGAUUCAGAUAAAGACAAAGGCAAGGAUCUUUUGCCUGCUUCUGGAAUGGAUGAGCUGCUUAUGGUAUCUGGCAUAGUGGCUUUGGUAGCUGUCGUAUGGGAGCUUGUCAAGUCUUUUUGCGGUUGGUUGAAGCGCUCUACGAGAAGAGAGUCGAAGCUUCAGCGCCUGCGAGAAAUGGCUAAGCAUACAGUUGAAGCAGAGAUUGCCAAGUAUGAAGCUGCGAGAACUUUAGACCCUGCGGAAGUACAGAGACUUGUACAACAAGCCCUGGCAGCAGCAGUAGCUCCUCCGGUCGACAGAGCACCUCUUCAGGUUCCUGUUCAAGAACUGAAUCGAGAAGCAUCUCUUGGCGGUUUCGGUGAAGUAGCUUCAGGGUCAGGACAAAGGCAAGGUGAAGCCUCGCGGCUGACCCCAGAAGCUCAGUCAACCCCAAGGUCUCGGUUUGCCAGUGUCUCGAGCCUGCUGGCUUCGCCGGGAGCAUCAAGUGAGGCCUCAAGCCAUGGAGGAGAUGAACAAGAACGUCUCCGCGUUUGCAAGGAUGUACUUAUGCUGAUGACCUGCGAUAGCUUGAGAAGUGGCCUUCGUGAUGAAGGCAUGACGACCACGGGUUUGAAGGACGUAUUGGCUAGGCGGCUUGCAGAUCGGCUUAAUGUGCCGAGAGGUGAAGCGGUUGCCCCAUCAACCAGACAGCUCAAGUUUGUGUUGUGGUUGUUCAAAAACAAGCCACUUCGUUGUCGCUGUAACCUUCAGUGGUUGGACAUUUCGACAAAGCACGCAGUUACAGCCUGGUUAGCCAGGUGGAAAGACGCUUGA
Symbiodinium pilosum is the source of this 4935-nucleotide messenger RNA. The record is from the annotation of a GenBank genome assembly. NCBI's taxonomy places the organism in Eukaryota, Dinophyceae, Suessiales, Symbiodiniaceae.